AUGGAAGGGGAAAUAGCCCAAAGCUCUAAAAGAAGUGAAAGCGCUGAAAACAAGCUUAAAACAGACUUUCAAGAUAUAGAAAAAAUUACAGAGAAUCCAAAUUUUCAAAAAACUUUGAAAAUUCUAAAAAAUCUAAAGGACAGCAACGACAAAAAAUAUGAAAGACAGGAAACGGCUAUAGAUGAUCUAAAAAAGCUAAAAAMUAAAGAUAGUUAUCAUUCGAGUUCUCGUAAAUUUCUAACAUAUCUGGAAGGUCAAGAUGCUGGAGAUGGUCGGAAUAAAAAUGAAAUAAAAAUAUCUAAAGAGUUUUUUGAGAUUCUGGUAAACUUAAGAUGCCAGGAUUUUUAUAUUCUUGAAGAUUUUAUAAUUCGCUCCAAUUGUCUAACCGAUCAUGUGAGAAAAGAGCGUGAAAAAGCUCUAGAAACGCUGCAAAAUAUAAUCCUUGAAAUAUCUCCAGAAUAUUUAUCACCUCAACCGCAGAAAAAAAAGCGAAAAUUAAGUAAGGCCAGUGAUAAACCAUCAGAAGUAUUAAAGCAGCAGAAUGCUCCUAUCUAA
This is a messenger RNA of Mitosporidium daphniae, 555 nucleotides long. RefSeq lists its product as uncharacterized. The record is from RefSeq and is a predicted model, not a curated record. The transcript has a single exon. Lineage: Eukaryota; Fungi; Microsporidia. Bases 1 to 555 code for a protein of 184 amino acids.